AUGACUACACGUGAUUUCGAUAGACGAGCUCGUGAAACUGACGAAGAGCGUGCUGUCAGGCUUCAAGCCGUGUCUUCGCAUGUUUCUGAUAGACGAGCUCGUGAAACUGACGAAGAGCGUGUUGUCAGGCUACAAGCCAUGGCUACACGUGAUUCCUAUAGACGAGCUCGUGAAACUGACGAGGAGCUCACUGUCAGGCUUCAAGCGAUGUCUGCACGUGUUUCUGACAGACGAGCUCGUGAAACUGACGAGGAGCGUGCCGCUACGCUCCGAUUAGACGCUGAACAGGUCUCUACUAGACGAGCCCAUGAGACAGUAGAAAAAACUAGCGAACGUAAAGCAUACAUGUCUCACCAAAAAGCUAGGCGACGAUCAGUAGAGACUGAUAUUGAACGCUCAGCGAGACUAGAGCAAGAUGCCGCUAGCAAGGCAAACAAUCGCGUUUGUGAAUCGCACGAGCAAACGGAAGUGCGUCGAAGUCGUGACAUUGUACGUCACAAUCGCAAGCGCAGACGCGAUAGCACAGCCGCGGUACCGUCUACUGAUGAUAUCGCCGGUAUCGGUACAAAAGCAGACUCUUUUUGGCGUAGUUGGAAUACGAACGCCUUCAAGCAGAAGGCACAAGCAGAUUUGGUUCGCUUUCAUCGCGAAAUUUCUACGUUGCAUUUCUCGGAAUGUGACGUUUGUCGUGAGGCGUGGCCUUCGAUGAAAGUUUAA
Messenger RNA from Corticium candelabrum, 717 nucleotides. RefSeq lists its product as uncharacterized. The transcript has a single exon. The coding region runs from base 1 to 717 and encodes 238 amino acids. Lineage: Eukaryota; Metazoa; Porifera; Homoscleromorpha; Homosclerophorida; Plakinidae. The record is from RefSeq and is a predicted model, not a curated record.